This is a messenger RNA of Gekko japonicus, 2205 nucleotides long. RefSeq names its product mitochondrial ribosome-associated GTPase 2 (gene MTG2). Lineage: Eukaryota; Metazoa; Chordata; Lepidosauria; Squamata; Gekkonidae. Gene Ontology annotation, cellular component: mitochondrion. The transcript has 7 exons. Gene Ontology annotation, molecular function: magnesium ion binding; GTP binding; GTPase activity. The record is from RefSeq and is a predicted model, not a curated record. Bases 208 to 1410 code for a protein of 400 amino acids.
UUGACGCCCGGUAAACCGCCCCAACAAGAACUACACAACCUGGCGGGAGGGAAAGUUUGAGAGAGCGGCGAUGGCGACGUCGUCGGAGUGCAGCGUCGCGCGACUCUUACGUUAAGUCACGUGACUCUAAAUUCUCCAAUGGCAAAACCCAUCAGAAAAUGGCUGUUGUAGACUGAGGCGCGGGUGAGAUUUUAUUUUAAUGCAAAUAUGCUGCAAGCAAAAUUCCUGGGGACCUGGUUGGGAAGGCGAUGCAGACCCACGUAUUCAUACGUACUCGGUUGCUUAUCGCAAGAACGAGCUGAGAGCUGGCACCGGUAUCUCGGCACAAGCUGCGCAAGGUGUUCCAAGGCUCAGCGGCUGAGGCACAAAAGAGACCUUUCGGAAAAGAAGCUGACCCGAUACUUUGUAGACCACCGAAGAGUGCAGGUGAUAGGAGGAAAAGGUGGCGACGGUAUUAGCUGUUUUCACAGCGAACCUAGAAAAGUAUUUGGAGGUCCUGCUGGUGGAAAUGGAGGGGAUGGAGGGCAUAUUAUCUUGAAAGUGGACCGGCAAAUGAAAUCCUUGGCUUCAGUUUUCGCAAUCUAUAGAGGUUUCAGUGGAGAAAAUGGUGGAAGCAAAAACUGCUAUGGUUCUGCUGGUCAGUGCACUUACAUUAAGGUUCCCAUCGGUACUGUGGUGAAGGAGGACAGCAAAGUUGUGGCUGAACUCGACCUGCAUGGCGAGGAAUAUGUUGCAGCCUACGGGGGCACUGGAGGGAAAGGCAAUCGUUUCUUUCUGGACAAUUUCAACCGAGCACCCACGACAGCUACCGAAGGAGAACCGGGUCAGAAAAGAGUUCUGCAUCUGGAACUCAAGACUAUGGCCCACGCAGGAAUGGUUGGAUUCCCUAAUGCUGGGAAGUCUUCACUGUUACGAGCCAUCUCCAAUGCCAAACCAGCAGUGGCGGCUUACCCGUUCACGACCUUGAAUCCUCACGUGGGCAUUGUCCAUUACGAAAACUACGAGCAAGUUGCAGUUGCUGAUAUCCCUGGCUUAAUAAAAGGAGCCCACAAAAACAGGGGCUUGGGCAUUGCCUUCCUGAGACACAUCGAACGCUGCCGCUUCCUUCUCUACGUGCUGGAUCUCUCCGUGUCUGAGCCGUGGACUCAGCUCCAAGACUUAAAAUACGAACUGGAGCAGUACGAGGAAGGCUUGUCAAAGAGGCCUUAUGCCAUCAUUGGGAAUAAGCUUGACCUCCCCCAGUCGAAGAACAAUUUACCUCUGCUUAGGGAACGAGUACGGCACAGAGUCAUCCCCCUCUCUGCUCUGACGGGGGAAAAUCUAGAGGAAUUGGUCUUGCAUCUGAAAGAACUGUACAAUGAGUAUGUAAAAACCGAAGAAGUGCGGAAGCAAAAACCGCUAAAAUGGUAGCUGGUGACUGCAUUUAGGUGGAAGAAACAGGAAGGAACGCGUAUGAUUUGCAGUCUUUUGUCGGUUGAGUUCUUAACUGUAAGGUUUUCUUUCCUCUCCAAGCCUAAGGAUACACAGAAAAAUAAGUUGUUUCUUCUAAGUCGGAGGCAAGAGAAAACAGAAUUCCUGAACCGUUCUUCCGUUGAUCUGGUUUGCAGUAUGCUUCACUGAACGUGGGGUUCCGGGCACAAGAAGGAAAUAGCCUCAUGUUACGGUUGUAACUGCAGAUAAAUCCUUGGGCCAACUCAGGAAACUGUGUCUCUGUUCAAACUGAGAGCCGGACUAGAUGUACAGGUUUUUAAAGAAUUAGGUUCACUGCAGUGGCGGGGAAUGGCUCUUAAAAAGUAAAGGAGAGCCCAUUUGAACUCAGAAUGAGGAGGAAGGGCACACCAAACAGCUUUGGGGGGGGGAGUUAUUUCCCCAUUUUUGCUGCUCCUUGUGAGUAUUCUAUGCAUGCAGAGCAGCAGGAAAAGAACCCUCCGUAUGCCACCCCACUAUUCCAGUGCGCAGGCUUAGCGUGGCAGGAAGGAAUCCUUUUUCUCCCCCUGCGGUGGCAUCCCAAGUCCAAACAGGCUCCCCCCUUUAAAAAAAAAAAAAAACAUUCGCCACAACUGCUAUGUGGUUGUGGGGAACCUUGGUUGGGUCCGGGGAGCACAGACCCAACUGUUUAAAAACCGGCACAUCUAAUUUGGCACUAAGGCUGCGGUCACACACACUCAAUAAUCCACUUUCAAUGCACUUUCCAAGUGGGUUUUG